CCUCAUAAUAUUAAACUUGGUUUGGUUGUUCCCAUGUCUGCUGGCCUCCGCAUGGGUGUUUUCACUUCAGAAAACUCUGUCUCCUCUCUGAACGGUGAGGACAAUUGAGUUACUCUUUGGUCGAUGCAAAUUUCAGCCUUUUCUUGUUAAAAACCACAAGUGAUCCACCGAAAGUUUCGUAGAUAUAGAGAUGGUGAAAAAAGGAAACAUUGUGCAGUAUAGGGAAAGGUUGGACAACACCCUUGCCUUACCAGAUCUGACUAAUGAACAGACACUCAAAACGCUUGUCAAAAGUCAACUCCAACGUUCUUCAGAAGUGGAAAUUGAGGGAUGUAAUGAGAAAGAAGUAGAAACCAAGACUACAGAGCUAUGCAACUUUCUUGAUAUGUUGAGAAGUGCUUCUGGAGACAAUGGUGGAGGAUCUAGUAGUACAUCACACACUGAUUGGAAAUUAAAACAGGAUAAUGAAGAGUUUCGUGUUAUGUAUCGUGAAGGACCAGAGGGAACUCCCAUUCAUACAUUGCUAGUUGAAGGCUAUGUAGAUGGACCUCUAGAUCUUUCUUUAUGCCUAUCGUGGGAGACCCCUCUCUACAAGAAAUGGUGGCCUCAGUUUACUAUUCCCAGUUUCAAAAUUUUAGUAUCUGAUCGUUUGCAGAGGGUCCAAAUUGGGGAACAAAUAUCACUAGUUAGGAUGAAGGUUCCAUGGCCGCUGGCUACAAGGGAGGCUAUAGUGCAUUAUUAUCUGUUUGAGUACUAUCAAGAUGACUUAGUAGUUAUUCUUUUGAAUACGGUUCAUGAGUCAAAAAUUGAUGAUUUAAACAAGGAUGCAAUUCCUGAAGCAAAGGAUGUCGUGAGAAUUGAUUUGGUGGGAGGCUAUGCUAUGCAAAAGGUGACAUCAGAAAGAAGUUAUUUUCGGAUAAUAGCAAAUUUGGAUUUAAAGCUAGAUUUUGUACCUCCAACCCUCCUAAAUUUCAUUUCAAGGCAGCUCAUCGGCAGUGGUUUCAGGCUUUAUCAGAAGGCUGUGACUUCUAUGAUGGGCAAUGAUAAAGAUAAAGACUUCAGCAAGGCCUUGGAGGACUCAUUGUAUGUUAGAAUUCGCGAAGCUCUAUUAAGCACUAGGAAAUCAAAGGCUAUGGAUGGUGAAGAGCUUAAGCAAGAUGCAAGCAUUGUUCCUACAGAAGAACUUGUUCAAAGUGAGGACGGGGCAAAAGAUGUAUCCUGUGAUGAUAGCAGCAACCAAUGCGCAAAUAAUUACAAUGGAGAGACUUUAGAUGCAGGUAGUGAAGAGAUUGUACAAAUUGAUGAGGAUGUCAAUAAGGUACUUGGCGUUCCAAUUGAGGAAGGUGAUUCAUUGAGUGUACUGAUGGAAAAGGAAAAUGGUGAGAUUGUAGAUGCAGAUAACGAAGAGAUUGUAGAAACAGUUAGUGAAGAGAUUGUUGAGACUGAGAAAGAUGUCAACAAAGUGCAUGGCAUUCCAGUUGAGGAAGAUGAUACAAAGAGUGUACUGAAGGACAGAAUGAAUGUAUAUAUACGCUCAGACGUGAGAAAUGCUAUAGAAACAAUAGAGAGGGUUAUUUCAGUAGUUAGAAAAUGUGGAUUUCAUCCCCUCGGGUCCACUUUAAACUCUGCUGGUGAAGAGUUCCACUGCAUGGAAAAAGGUGGCACAGUUGAUUCAGAUUCUGCAAAAGUUAUUGAAGUAUGUUUGAAAAAUGAGGAUAGUGCCAAAGUAUCAAGCAGCAAUGUAGUGGAGGAAAAUUUAGAAGAACCUGGGACGAUACAAAGCUUCAGGCACACAGGAACAAAUCCUAACUUAAAGGAAGUAAACUAUAAGAAAAUAGUACCGGCUUCACCAGAGCAGAAUCUUUCAAUACCAAUUGAAACAAGCCAGGCUGAUUCAUAUUCUUUGAAAAAUGGGACAAUUCUGGACCAAACAAUAUGUGAUAACAAGCAAUUAAACAGUGACGCAGUCCAAGAUAUGACUUCAUAUGACCUGAAAAAGUCAACCAGGGAGAUGAAGUAUCGAUACUGUUGUUUUAUGCAUUAGCUAAAAAGAGAAAAGUUUGAAAGCCAAUAACAAGAAAAUAGGGUACUUAGAGGCAUGAGGUCCACUUGCCAACAUGUUUGGUGAAUAUUUUGUAUUUAUCCGAAGAUCACUUGUAUAAUGGUCAUAUAUGUUGGACUAGUUUUGUCCCGUCUUGUUCUAUCAGAAAUAUAAUAUAUGUAAUGUCAAAUUACUGUUAUUAUUGCUGCUCAGUCUUUCUCUAGAAUUAAGUCUAUUUAGAAAUGUAUGAUUGAUUAAUUAGGUAUUA
Molecule: messenger RNA, 2309 nt
Organism: Glycine soja
Lineage: Eukaryota; Viridiplantae; Streptophyta; Magnoliopsida; Fabales; Fabaceae
Exons: 11
Coding region: 191-2044 (617 amino acids)
Source: RefSeq, a predicted model, not a curated record